CGUCUGGAGAGUCUCGCGGGGAGUCACCUGACUAUCGCGCUAAUGGUGCAAAACCUGGUCGGUGGUCAAAAUCGGUGAAAGUCAGGGCUUCUAUUGGCCAGAAGAGCAGGAUCCACAGGCGGGAUUGACCAAUCAGGCCCCCAGCUCUUACCGAGAAUGCACAUCCGAUGAUGGUGUAAGUGAAGACAGACGCAGACGAACCCAGAGUCCCCCCUUUGGAUGCCAAAUCUAUAAUUCUCUUUGUGUCAGGCAGAGUUCCCUGAAGCAGACAAAUCUUACACAAAAAGACCUGGGACAUUGGGCAUCUUCACCUUAUCGUCCAUCUGACAGGAAGCCACCUGCUGCUUCAAUUCGUCCUGGUAGCUAGCCAAGGUCCCACUGCAUCCCGUGACUUACACGGAUAUCAACAUGACUUUCCCUCGGGACAUGGACCGGAUGGAACUUGAAAACUCCCGUCUCUCCCCUUCCCCGGAGCUAGAGGAUCUCUUCAACCAGUUCUUCGACUGGCAAGCCUAUUCCGGGGACGCUAAUCCCUCGUCCCCCCAUCCCCAUCACCAUCACCAUCACCGCAAGCAAUCCCUUAGCAGGAUCAUCACCGAUAUCCCUUCCUUUAUAGAAAACUUCCCUCUUGAUCCCAACAGGCCCUACUUCGACAUGCCGCCUUCGUACUCUUCGGAUGAUGGCCUCACGUCCGAGUACUCCCCCGGCCAGACUCCCCCGGAGCUGGUCCAGGGUGGAAGCUCGUCGCCUUCAGACCACUCGGGAUCGCCACCCUUCCUGGAGCCACUAGACGAUGGCCACUACCACCAAGAGGCUUCCCUUAGAGAGAUCCAGGCCCAAGACGAUGAGUGGACCUACCCGCAGACCGACCCUUCCAAGGGCAUGGUCCAGGGUUACCCCCAUCACAUCCAAGUCCUAGACGAUAGGCAUAGAAGGCCAGUCGACCCGUCCGCAAAGCUGAAGCGGCGACGAUCCGGCAACGAUCUAGACAAGAGGCAACGGCAGCUGGCAGACCCCGGCCAGACGGCAGACGUCCGCAAGAGUGGAGCCUGCCUCCCAUGCCGCAUGUCUAAGACCCGAUGCCACGAUAGUGGAGUCUGCCCAAUGUGCAGGAAAGCGUUCCCAGACCAUUCUCACAUGGCCUGCACGCGCGCCACACCAUCCACGUUUUGGCCCGUAAUGGGCAAGAUCCCCGAUGUUUGGUCCACCAAUCCCGAAGAAGAGGAGCAACUUUGCUCCGGCCCACGGUUUUACACCGGAAAGCCCAGAGAGAUCUCAGUCUUUUUCACCCCAGACCCCAGCUUCCCAGCCCUGCGCGCCACGGUUCAGGCUUACCGGUCGCAGGGGGGCUCUGAGGAGAAUGGCAGCCUGUCAAAGGCUGACUUCCCUCGAGACUGUGUCCCAAGCCACGAGCUGCUGCAAAGAUGGGUCGAAGACCAGAUCCAAACGGAGCAGAGGUCAGACUUCCAAUAUGCAGCCCAGAGCUUCGUGCUUGCAUACUCGGAACAAGGUUGGGGACUUCCCAAGCAUGAUCUUGUCAGAAAAGUCCACAGAAUGAACUGCUUCUUCCGCAUUUUGAAAGCUAGAUCAUUCUGGUGCCUGGACCCAACCAACAAGCUCACCACGCUACCCUUGUCUGUCCAGGCUCAGCUGAGAAACAUUGCCCGACGGGCCAUAUACUCACUUGAGCAUGACAUUCUCAAAGAGAUGGACGAGACCAUCGCGCAGCAAGGCGUCCCACAGCCCCAGGAGAGGAUUGCCAUCUGGGCAAGCAUGUGGCAGCUCAUUCUCAUGUACCGAGAUCUUUUGCAGGGCUUCAAGGCCCAUAUCGGCCGCCUUGCGACUAGCAAGAGCGAGUCGCCUCAGAGUAUCUAUAAGCGCCUCGCGGAAAGCUUUUACCCGCUCUUGGUGGUGUAUUACCACUACCAAUUCCGCACAAAGAAGAGCCUGGAGCUGUCGCUGGACUGGCUCAAGACUCCCAAAUACCCCGCAGCAGCAUGCCACAGCAGAGCAAUCCACGAGGCUGCUCAGUACCUUCUCGACUCUCGCAAAGAGCACUAUCAGAAACUGCAGUCUUCCAAGAGCGAGAUUGAUCAGCUUCUAUGCGUCUUGGUGGUGAACCACGAGCUGAAGAAGAUGAACGCUAGAAAGCGUGCGCCAAAGGCCAAAUCAUCAAAACACGCAGAUGAUGAUUGUGAAGAUGAUAAUUAGCUUGCUUCCAUUGCUAGAGGCAUGCCUUUUAUGAGUUACGACUUAAUGAUGAAAAAAAAA
Molecule: messenger RNA, 2271 nt
Organism: Trichoderma atroviride IMI 206040
Lineage: Eukaryota; Fungi; Ascomycota; Sordariomycetes; Hypocreales; Hypocreaceae
Source: RefSeq, a predicted model, not a curated record